UUCUAAAGCGGAAGACUUGUCGACUGCUAUUCUGAAGCAGAAGAACAGGCCCAAUCGGUUAAUUGUGGAUGAAGCCAUCAAUGAAGACAACAGUGUUGUGUCACUGUCCCAGGCAAAAAUGGAUGAAUUGCAGCUGUUCAGAGGAGACACUGUCCUGCUCAAAGGAAAGAAGAGGAGAGAAGCUGUCUGCAUUGUUCUGUCAGAUGACACCUGCUCAGACGAGAAGAUUCGCAUGAACAGGGUUGUUCGCAACAACCUGAGGGUGCGCCUGGGCGAUGUGAUCAGCAUCCAACCUUGCCCAGAUGUGAAAUACGGCAAACGUAUCCAUGUGCUGCCGAUUGAUGACACAGUAGAAGGGAUCACGGGGAAUCUGUUUGAGGUCUAUCUCAAGCCGUACUUCCUGGAAGCAUACAGACCCAUCAGGAAAGGUGACAUCUUCUUGGUGCGUGGAGGGAUGCGUGCGGUGGAGUUCAAAGUGGUGGAGACAGAUCCAAGUCCAUACUGCAUAGUGGCUCCAGACACAGUGAUCCAUUGUGAAGGAGAGCCCAUCAAGCGAGAGGAUGAAGAAGAGUCACUGAAUGAAGUGGGCUAUGAUGACAUUGGUGGCUGCCGGAAGCAGCUGGCUCAAAUCAAGGAGAUGGUGGAACUUCCCCUCCGACACCCUGCACUCUUCAAGGCCAUAGGAGUGAAGCCUCCGCGUGGGAUUCUGCUGUAUGGUCCUCCUGGCACUGGUAAAACACUGAUUGCACGAGCAGUGGCCAACGAAACAGGGGCUUUCUUCUUCCUGAUCAACGGUCCUGAGAUCAUGAGCAAGCUGGCUGGUGAGUCUGAGAGCAACCUGAGGAAAGCCUUUGAGGAAGCAGAGAAGAAUGCUCCUGCCAUCAUAUUCAUUGAUGAACUGGAUGCCAUUGCUCCUAAGAGAGAGAAGACACACGGAGAGGUGGAACGUCGCAUAGUGUCUCAGCUGUUGACUCUUAUGGAUGGACUGAAACAGAGAGCACACGUGAUCGUUAUGGCAGCUACCAACAGACCUAACAGCAUUGACCCAGCACUCAGGCGAUUCGGUCGCUUUGACAGAGAGGUAGAUAUCGGUAUCCCAGAUGCCACGGGGCGCCUGGAGAUCCUGCAGAUCCACACGAAAAAUAUGAAACUGGCUGAUGAUGUGGAUCUGGAACAGGUGGCAAACGAGACCCAUGGCCAUGUUGGUGCUGACUUGGCUGCUCUUUGCUCAGAAGCUGCUCUUCAGGCUAUCAGAAAGAAGAUGGAUCUCAUAGACCUGGAAGAUGAAACCAUUGAUGCUGAAGUGAUGAACUCGCUGGCUGUGACCAUGGAUGACUUCAGGUGGGCUCUGAGCCAGAGCAACCCUUCUGCUCUUCGGGAGACUGUGGUGGAGGUGCCACAAGUUACCUGGGAAGAUAUUGGUGGUCUAGAAGAUGUAAAGAGAGAACUCCAGGAGCUUGUACAGUAUCCUGUGGAGCACCCAGACAAGUUCCUCAAAUUUGGUAUGACCCCAUCAAAAGGAGUUCUAUUCUACGGACCACCUGGUUGUGGUAAGACACUGCUGGCCAAAGCCAUUGCCAACGAAUGCCAGGCAAACUUCAUUUCCAUCAAGGGGCCGGAAUUGCUCACCAUGUGGUUUGGCGAGUCUGAAGCCAAUGUGCGCGAGAUCUUUGACAAGGCUCGCCAAGCAGCCCCUUGUGUGCUCUUCUUUGAUGAGCUGGACUCCAUCGCAAAGGCUCGAGGUGGGAACAUCGGUGAUGGCGGUGGUGCUGCAGACCGCGUCAUCAACCAGAUCCUGACAGAGAUGGACGGAAUGUCCACCAAGAAGAACGUCUUCAUCAUCGGUGCCACCAACAGGCCAGACAUCAUUGACCCAGCCAUCUUGCGCCCCGGCCGCCUGGAUCAGCUCAUCUACAUCCCCCUGCCUGACGAGAAGUCCCGGGUUGCUAUUCUUAAGGCAAACCUGAGGAAAUCACCAGUUGCCAAGGUAGGAUCUGCACCCUGCCUGUGUCUGACUUGGGUUUGCUGUAUAUUAUCCAUUCACGAGUCCAUUGAGAGCGAGAUCAGGCGAGAACGUGAGAGGCAGACCAACCCUUCCGCCAUGGAAGUGGAGGAGGACGACCCGGUUCCUGAGAUACGCAGGGAUCACUUUGAGGAGGCCAUGCGCUUUGCUCGCCGCUCUGUCAGUGACAACGACAUCAGGAAAUACGAGAUGUUUGCACAGACUCUACAGCAGAGCCGUGGCUUUGGCAGCUUCAGGUUCCCGUCAGGUAACCAGGGCGGCGCCGGUCCAAGCCAAGGCACAGGAGGCGGCAGUGGGGGCAACGUGUACAGUGAAGACAACGACGACGAUCUCUACGGUUAACUCGCUGUCCUCCGUGGACCAAACUCCCAUGUCAGGCCACGUUGUACAGGGAAAAACCUGAUGUUCAGUGAACUCUCGGCUUCUUCAUUCCUCAGUCAGAACAGUGUAGCUGCACGUCAGACUUUGUACAGGGAAUGUUUUCUGCAAACACAGAUCCAGACCGUUGUUCAGGUGGGAGGCACAGUGAAUUGACAAGGAGGGGAACCGACUUAAUUUCUGAGAAAUUUCUGUUCUAGUUUAUGUGGCAGAAUCAGCAGCUUUAGCAAAGGGUACAACGCUAGCCUGUAUUAAUUAAAAAAAACAACCACAAAAGUAAUAAAAAAAAAAAAAAUCCACAAAAUUCUAA
Messenger RNA from Tauraco erythrolophus (red-crested turaco), 2711 nucleotides. The record is from RefSeq and is a predicted model, not a curated record. NCBI's taxonomy places the organism in Eukaryota, Metazoa, Chordata, Aves, Musophagiformes, Musophagidae.